Messenger RNA from Mesocricetus auratus (golden hamster), 9034 nucleotides. It is a transcript of the gene Sesn3, whose product is annotated as sestrin 3. Gene Ontology annotation, cellular component: nucleus. The coding region runs from base 175 to 1653 and encodes 492 amino acids. Gene Ontology annotation, biological process: cellular response to L-leucine; regulation of response to reactive oxygen species; positive regulation of macroautophagy. The record is from RefSeq and is a predicted model, not a curated record. The transcript is spliced from 10 exons. Gene Ontology annotation, molecular function: oxidoreductase activity, acting on peroxide as acceptor; L-leucine binding. Lineage: Eukaryota; Metazoa; Chordata; Mammalia; Rodentia; Cricetidae.
GGGGGCGGGAGAAACAACGGGCCGGUGAGCGCCACGGCCGCGGUCCCCGCCGAGCUCGCGCGGGCAGCCAGCCGCUGCGCUGUAGCUGUAGCUGCCGCCCGACCCCCUGAGAAGAGGACGUUGAAGCAAGCGGCCCUCCGCUAGCAGCCGCGGUGACAACCCGGCGUCGGCGCGAUGAACCGCGGUGGCAGCAGCGCCUCGGCCUCGGCCAACUACCUGCUCUGCACCAACUGCCGGAAAGUGCUGCGGAAGGAUAAAAGAAUUAGAGUGUCUCAACCCCUAACAAGAGGACCAAGUGCCUUUAUCCCAGAGAAGGAAGUUGUCCAAGCAAACACGGUGGACGCACGAACGAACUUUCUUGUGGAAGAGUACUCUACGUCUGGUCGCCUGGACAACAUCACGCAGGUGAUGAGCUUGCACACGCAGUACCUGGAGUCUUUCCUGAGGAGCCAGUUCUACAUGCUGCGCAUGGAUGGUCCCCUUCCCCUCCCAGAUAGGCACUACAUUGCCAUCAUGGCUGCUGCCAGACACCAGUGUUCCUACCUAAUAAACAUGCAUGUGGAUGAAUUUUUAAAGACUGGAGGGAUUGCUGAGUGGCUGAAUGGCUUGGAAUAUGUACCACGACGACUGAGAAAUCUUAAUGAAAUUAACAAGCUGCUGGCACAUCGGCCCUGGCUGAUCACGAAAGAGCACAUUCAGAAACUUGUCAAAACUGGAGAGAAUAAUUGGUCGCUGCCUGAGCUAGUGCACGCCGUGGUCCUCCUGGCUCACUAUCACGCUCUGGCCAGCUUUGUUUUUGGUAGUGGCAUCAACCCUGAGAGAGAACCAGGAGUCUCCAAUGGAUUCAGACUAAUAUCUGUGAACAGCUUUUGUGUCUGUGAUCUGGCUAAUGACAACAGCAUUGAGAACGCAUCCCUGGCGGGCAGCAACUUUGGGAUUGUGGACUCACUAGGUGAGCUAGAAGCCUUAAUGGAAAGGAUGAAAAGGCUUCAGGAAGACAGGGGAGAUGACGAGACGACUCGGGAAGAAAUGAGCACGCGUUUUGAGAAGGAAAAGAAAGAAAGUCUCUUUGUGGUUCCCGGGGAGAGUUUCCAUUCAUUUCCUCACUCAGAUUUUGAAGAUGACACUAUUAUAACAGCUGAUGUCUCUCGAUACAUUGAAGACCCAGGUUUUGGGUAUGAGGACUUCGCCAGGCGAGGAGAAGAGCAUUUGCCAACAUUCCGAGCCCAGGACUACACGUGGGAAAAUCACGGGUUCUCGCUGGUGAACAGGCUUUACUCAGACAUUGGACAUCUCCUAGAUGAGAAGUUUCGAAUGGUCUACAAUCUCACCUACAACACAAUGGCCACCCAUGAGGAUGUUGACACAACCACGCUACGCAGAGCUUUGUUCAACUACGUUCACUGUAUGUUUGGAAUCAGGUAUGACGACUAUGAUUAUGGGGAAGUCAACCAGUUACUUGAACGGAGCCUGAAGGUUUACAUCAAGACAGUGACCUGCUACCCUGAAAGAACCACAAAACGCAUGUAUGACAGCUAUUGGCGGCAGUUCACACACUCAGAGAAGGUUCACGUGAAUCUGCUUCUGAUGGAAGCUCGGAUGCAAGCUGAGCUGCUGUACGCCCUGCGUGCCAUAACUCGGCACCUGACCUGAAGUGCCCCCAGGAGCGUGCCAGCAUGUGCCAGGGCCUCUCACAGGACUCUCAUCAUAACUUGUUUGUGAUGCAGCCGCAGCAGUUACUCAGUUCCCUAGUGUCCACGUUUAGCUGUCGGGGUCCUUUGUUUUUGUUUUGUUAGUGUUGUUAGGGUUUGAUUCGGGGGGAGUUGUUCGUUUGUUUGGUUGUUUUUUAUUUUUUCUGGCUGUAAUGUGCAAUGGUGUGUUUUAUAUUUCUCGAUGCUUAACAUUGCUAACAAUUGCAAAAGUAACCCUGACGAGCACUACUUUACAUUGCUUAGAGUUGGAUUUUGGAUCUGACUAUAAAUCAUGAACUGGUUUGUUAAUGCUUCACUUCAGGACUUUGGAGUUCAUGUGUAUGUGUAUUAUUUUUCUUUACUUAAAAAAAAAAUAAGGAAAAGUGCUUACCAUCCGCUUAAGAAGUUGUUUUUCAGAUACCAACAUUCAGGAAAGAAUGGUGUCCUCUACAGCUCUGAAAUGCCCACGUGUGUCCUGAGUCUGGGAAAAACAUGUGCUGCUGAACCAAGCCGCUCCUGGGACACACCCGUGUCCCCAGGAGACGAUCAGGCACUGUUCUGUUUUUGUUUAUCUAAUUGUUUUCUUACACUGCUAUUGGCAAUAACGUGAAAUGUGAUACAGACAUCGUCCAUAAUUUAAUGUGAAAUUAAUUAUGAUCAAUUCUAUAGCAUGCUACUGAAAUGCCAAAUUCAGCUACUUUCUUUGUCUUCUAAAACAGAGGCCCCAUUUCCCCACAUGGCUGCCUGUGAGGCAGUGGACGUAGACGCAGCCCCCUGAGUCCUGCACUGUGGUUCUCUGUUAUGUCUAGUAGCUGGUGCCCACAGUGCUGCUUACAUUUGGCACCCACAAACCCACGUCAGACAACCCCGACCACACGUCUCUUUGCACCUUCUCCUUCUCUGAGAGCUAAGGAAGGCUAGUUAAAUGUCCCUAUUUUUCCCUGUUACACUGUUGGAAAUUAUUUUACAUGACUUUCUUCUUCUAAAAGGUUAAGUAAUUUGUUAUUCAAAGGUAAACAUUGUGUUUCUGUGCAUUAAUGUGAUUGAGUAACAACAAAAACAGUGCAAUGUUGUUAAAAAUCAACUCAACUUCUCCCUAUCAUGUCGCUGCAGAAGUGUCCUUUUAAACAGAGCCAUAAAGAAAUGACCUUCAGAUUUCUUUAUUGUGCUUGGUGUUUUUCAGUUUUACCUUGCUGAGGUUGACCCAUGAUUUCAGCAUGCCAAAGCAUUCAUUCCCCAGAAAAAUCUGUUUGGACAACUAGUUUUAAAAAAGAAAUGCAUUGUCAUAGGGGAGAAAAAAAAGGCAGCCAAAAAGUCACACUUUUGCAUCAUUUGUGUUUUUGGAUUGGACUAUCUUCAGAGAGCACAACCUUAUGUGUUUAUAGCUUUAAUUUGUAUUAUGUUAAUGAACCAGUGAAGUGCCUAGAGAGCUGCUACAGCACCCAGAGGACUCAGCUGCAUGGCUUAAGCACCUCGCUCGGUGAAAGGUGACUUGAUUUUACACACACAUGCUAACCUAGAACAUACCUGUCUGUCUCACAGUAAGUCAUCCGGGAGCUCCCACAGAGCUGCGGGCUGGCAUUCUGUUAGGCUGUCCUGUCUGCUGCCCUGUUCUGGGAUGUCAGGUCCUUUUGCUCAGCACUGUUCCAGAGAGAACAGCAAUGCUUGCAGACCAGUGAGCAGAGGUAGUUGUACGCUUUUAGACCCCGGGAUCUUGUUUAAGUCCUCCAUGUGAGGGAGGCGUCACUAGGAUCUUUGAAGACAGGGUGACUCCUUUAGAGACUAUUCAGAGAGCUUGGGCCAGGCUCCGUGUUCCAUUUGCUGUGUGCACUGUGGUCACCAUCUUCUUCAGAUAUGUGUGAACUACAAGGAGAGUAUUUAGAAGAAUGACAAAACACAGGCAGUGGCAUGCAUACAUGUCCAUGUGCUUUCCCCAGCUUUAAGGCUUCCACGUUUAGGAUAGAGUUUAUUAAAUGAUAGCAAACUUUCAUUUGAUAGCCCCAUGCUUUCGUUCAGGUGAGCUGAAUUGACUAAGAGGAGGAAUUCUCACAGAUCCCUGAUAAGCUUUAGACCAAAAGGGAAGAAAAGGCUUAAGUAAAGCGGUCACUUUCUGAUUUUGGUUUUGUGUUGCCCCUUAAAUGUAAGUAGAGAUUGGACUGUGGAAAUAUUAGUGCCUUUAAUAGAUAUCUCUCCUCGCAAAACUUCCUUUUAGUUCAACAGACUAAUCAAUAAUCAGAGAAAACAAGUUGACUUGGAACCGUGAAUAAAAACGCAGCAAUGUAUUUAUGAACUUCAGUGAACCAGCCUCAAAAACUUGGUUUGUGAAGGUGGCCCCACCUCCAUUCCAUGCCACAGAAGCACCCAGCAUUCCCAGUGUGAAUGCUGCUGUAAGAGUUGCCCGUCAACCCACUUUAUCCAGUACAGACUUGAAAUUCUGAUGCGGUUUUCCAGGGUGGCAUUUCUUUUCAGAGUAUUGAAUUUACAAUGUAGUAAUUUAUAGUGUAGCUUUUUAUACUGAAAUGUGAUAUUUUUCAAAGGAGCUAUCUGACUCAGUGGGGUAAUAACAGAGCCUGUGGUAAGCUGAACCGCACCUGGGGCUCACCCUGUGCCAAACAGAAGCGAGUGUGCGAGUGUGGGAGAGCACCUCCUCGCUCCUUGUGUUAAAAUCAGCCUGAUGAUCCUGAUGGACAUGCUGGAAUAGUGCUGUCCAGUUUUGAGUUUCACGUUUGCCAGCAUCUGUGCUAAUUCUUAACUCCUCAGAUCGCUGUCAGAAACGUCAAGGAAACCAGGCAUGGUGGCACAUACCUGUAAUCCCAAUACAUGGAAGCCUGAGGCAAGAGGAUGGUGGUUUUGAGGCCAGCCUGGGCUACAACGUGAGUUCAAGGCCAGCCUGAGCUACAUAGUGACACCUUGUCUCAGAAAUUAAAAGAGAGAGAGAAAGAGAUGUGUAAGCAUCCUCACACUUGAAAGUGGGUCUGGUCUUUAGCCCACUUGCCUGUGGGAGUGGCCAGAGUGCCCUGGGGCUGCCCCACAAGUGGCUUCCUCGGGCAGACUCGGGCUACUCUGAUGGAAAAGGCUUUUCAAGGUGGACUAUUUUUAAAAAUAAGUACCUUGUCUCAGUCCAAGGAAUACCCCCCUUAGGGUUCUCUGUAAAUCAGGGGUAGCUAACAUGGAGUCCAGGGUGUAGCCUUGGCCUUUUGAACCAGUUUUAAACCCAGUAAUAGCACAGCUGUACAGGGCUAUUUUUAAAAGAGAAAACUCAAGUAAGAUAUAUAUAAAAGUCAUGUAAAAUUUGAACCAGAGCCCUAUUUUGUUUAUGUUGUACUUGUUAAGGAUUCUACAUAAUUCUAAAAUCUAAUGGAUAUCAUCCAGGGAAGUGCUUCCUCCUCCCCCACCUCAGAAGGUUUUGCUAAUCCAAAAUCGUAGAAUUGUAUGCCUCACCAAAGUAAAUUUAUCAGCAGACAGUCGUAGAUUGGCUACUACUUGAAAUAGUCCUCACUUCCAGGGGAAGUGCCUGCCUCUGUAAGGCGAGGCUCCUUUAAACUGUACAAUGAGGACAACACAGACCCAGCGUGCCAUAGAAAUGAAUGCACUGCAACAGGCAGAGGAGGCUUUCGCUCUGUUGUGUUUAAGAACAAUUAGAAAUCACCGCUCUCAUUCUCUGCGAAACAGACCAUUUUGCAUUUUGCAUGGAAUAAAAAGCAUGCAAGAUGACCCACAUAUGCAGCAUGUAAGCAUUCUUAGUGGUACCCCACCAGCAAACAGAAAGGCAGUCCUCGGAAGAGGACACUGUAAGCCUCAUGUGCAUGCAGUUGGAGCCAGUUGGAACUGGCCGUCACCAUGCACUGUUCCCUGCUGUACCUCUGCCUCUGAAGACUCAGAUGCAGACUCACUUUUUCCUCACAGCAGGCCAGAGCAUGAGUGUAUCCUGUCGGUCCGCAGAGCGCUAACCCACACAUCUGCACCUUAUUCCACUGCUAAUCUGGCCCCAUCACCAGUACCUGCCUAGGGAAGACCAAGAACAGGAAGGCUGGUGUGAAGUAGGAGUGGAAGUGUGCACCGGGGCUGAGCCCUGUGAGGAAGAGGAGUUUCCAGGAGCACUUGGAACACAGAGCUGAGACUCUGGCUGUCCUUGGCACAUGCAACUGCUACACAGGCGGGAGCUCCCCCAAGCCCUCGCCGACCCUUUCCCACCUUUCUCUUCCUCCAAGUGCCUCAGCCGCCACACACCCUCCCCCCACCCAAGCCUGUCUGGGUCUUACUGCCUUUCACAGCCAAGCAUCACCAGCCAUCUGCUGGGCAUCCAGAGCGGCUUCUGAGUAUGUCCUCCUCAUCUCUACAAGUACGGCUUUCCCAACCCCGCUUCCAGGGGCUCCGCCAUCCGUCUGUGUUUUUGCCUUGGACACCUUACCAGAUAUAUCACAGCAUCCAGUGUGUUCUGUCCACCCCCUGCUGCUCAUACCCUCUUCCCAGCUGCCAAAAUAGCUUGCUCUCCUCUACCUCAUCCCCGAAGAGCCUAUAAAUUCAGAGCACCCAGCCUUCUCACGUGUUCAUUCUCUGUUAUUCAGUAAUACUACUCUCCAUAUUUUAAAUAAAUCAUAUAACAUUUGCCUUCUAUCAAAGUAGGAACCUUUAUAUUUAUACAUGAUACAGAAAUUGAACUAUUUCUACCAUGCAGAAUCUAACAUUUAGCAAGAAUUCAAAGGGAUUGAAUUUCUAGCCAAACUUGGUCCCCAUUAGAUGGUAAAUACUGGUAAUAGUUCCAGUUGCUUGAAUACAGAGUUAGAGUUCUCCAACAAUCUAGAUGAGCCUCUAAGUCUUCAGUGGGACAGAAAAUCCCUGGCAGACAAAUGAGCAGUGUGUUGUCAUCCAUUUCAAUUUCACUGGUGGUGUUUGAGCCCUAAAACACAUUUUUCAUAGAAGGACAUCUAAUAAAAGGUAUUUGUUUAGACGGUCAGAUCGGAUUACAUUAGCCUAUUAGCUGUGUGAUGUAGAUAAAAAUCCCACAAAACCAAGUACAAGAACAUUUGACUCAAUUAUCUAGGCUUCUACCCCCAUGCCUCCCCUGUUGCCACCUGAAGAAAAACUCACUUUGUGGGAUAAGAAGGAAAUGUGUUGGCUUGAGUCUUGCCCCCCGAGUUGCUCUUUGUGUAUGUCCAGAUAGUGUCAUUGAGGAGGAGGACAUUGCACAGAGGCAGUAACUCUGCUUCUUCCUACAGCCAGGCCCCUAAGAGGAGCCACGUGUCCAUGUGGAGAUGGCUGUCUAUCCCAAAGGUGAACGGGUCUGCUUGGGAGUGUAGAUCUGAGAUCUCUGAUGAUCUUCAGAUGUUUCCACCCCAGACGACCCCACUUGCAAUGCCCAAUUAAUGCAUUUAAGGACCCAAGAGUGCAGAAGGUAACCUAGCCAGGCAAUGACCUGAUGACUUAAAGUGAUACAUCAUGCAGUGUUCAUUUAGCUUUAACUGAAUUAGGACUGCACUGCCAUGAAGUACAGAAUGAAUUGGAAGCAUGUGGAAACCCUUGAGGUAAUCCAACAUGUGCCACAAAGCAGUCUGUAGGCCAUGCACCCCCACUUUAUAGCACAUAGGACCCCAAACACUAAAAUUGAAACAUGAUAAGUGUAACUUUGGUAUGUAAAAUUUUGCUAAAACUGUCUAUUUCUUACUCCUAGUAACCUCUUAAAAUGAAUGUAUCAUUUCUACAGAAAGAAUGUUAUAAGAGAGAGUCUGUGAAAUGUUACUCAUGGGUACCACUGAGUUAAAUGUACACAUUAUAUCCAGAAGAAACCUGGUUUCCUCAUUGAUCCCUACAAACUUUAACUGAGUCCUAUAAAGGAACAAUAGGUAGGAUGAAGGAAAUGUAUCCGGUGAGUGGCCAAGGAUUUUCCUUUGCAAAGCAGAGACAUCUUUCCUGAAUCUCACUGGUUUCCCAAAAUAGAAGCUGAGUUAAAUGGUACCCUGUCCACCAAGGAAAAUGAUCCAUACUUUACAGCUAGUAUAAACAUUUCUUUUGCAGAAAGAAUGUCUCUGCAGAAAGAGAAAGUAGGGAUUUUUCCUGUCUCUUUCUCGUCACAUUUACUCUUUUAAUCCAAAACAAGAUGGACCUGAAAGCAAGUACCCAGCCACUUGGCAUCUUCUCCUUACUAAUUGAAUAGGUACACACAGAUCUGGGCAAGGUAAACCAGAACCCUGUCAGGCCACCCUGGAAACAUGACCUCGCCACUUGGCUUACCUCCUUCAAACCUGAAAGAAACGUCCCUCUCAUGGAAAACUGGAUGUAGCUUUUAACUAUGAAAUAGGAGUUGAACUUGAAAAUCCUUCUGAAUCCUGAUUGUGCAGGGCAGCUGCAUAUUGAAUGUAUCCAUGAAGACUGCAGCUGAGUUGCACGAGUCAGAUGCCAACUUCAUGACUUUCCAUGUAGACAUCUUCUCCUUACGUUGUGAUGUAUGUAGCAUGCUGUGAAGCAUCUGUUCUAGUUCUUAAUUCAUCAGUAUUAAUACAGAGUUACCCUUGCGUUCCUUGGUACUUUAUAGUCAAUGUAAUCAGAAGCUGUGAUUUUUUUCGCCUUCGUAGUCCUGUGCUUUGUUGCUGUAUUUUCCUUAUGAAGCACGUGACUUUGGACUCACGUAAGGUGGACGACAUGAUCUUGAAGACUGCUACACACACACACACACACACACACACACGUCUCUUACUCUCUACGGUUUUAAGUUAGGAUAAGCUUUCUCCAAUAGACUGUUGAUGCAGUUUAGGGUCCACAAGUUCACUGUCAAGUGGCAGCAUCCUCUUUCUAGUUUCAAGUCUGAACAUAGCAAGCUUUAUCAACAGCCACUUCACCCUUGUUCUAGCAGAGCAGGCCCUUCUGUAGAUGUAGACUGUGGUGGUUACCCAUAAUGCCCUCCACAUGCAUUGGCAGUUCUGGAGACGUCAGAGCCCAGGAGAGCUUCUUGAAUGUGUGAGCAGGCUUGGUUUUUGUCCGUAUGUUGCUGACUUGACAGUUCUGACUAAAGCUGACCCAAACGGGCCAGCUUGUGUGUAGUACCCUCAUGCUUUAAUGCCUCUCUUCUUGUUCUGCUGUUAUUUUUGUUUUUUGAGGGAUGGGUAAUAUUAUUUGAACAGAUAAAGAAGGAACUGUUAGUGAAUAAAGACAAACACAUCUGAAAUAAAGGAACUGUGUAUUAACAUGUUAACAAUUCAUAACUGCACUUUUUAUGACAUUUUGAAAAUCUAUUUAUAGGUACAAAACAAUGGGUUUUGUUAAACUGUAUCACGUUUAUACCUGCAGAAUUUAUUUCAUUGUUAUGAGUAGGAAUUUUAUUGGUUCAAUAAAAUUGGCAAAACAUA